CAUAUUUCCAUCAUAAUUUGAAUUAAGGUUUAGCAGUAAUAAACACCAGGCAGUACCAAGUUGAUCCUAAUAUCAUUGAUAUAUCUAUAUUAAAGUGAGAUAUCAUAUCAAAAGGUUAAAAGUCGCCUCGAACAAGUAAGUUAUAUACGUGUGGUCAGCAUUUUGAAAAAUCUUUACACGGUGCAAGAUACAAUUUUUUAGGGCAAUUUCACAUAAUAUAUAAAUAUAGUACGGGAUUCCGAAAUUGACUAAAUUUUACAACCAUUUUUGAAGUUGAUAGGUUUUUGUUGAAGUUUUUAACAGUAGGGAUAAUACAGUAAAGAUGCCUUUGUUCACAAAGGGUACGAUGAAAUUCACUGAUUGGUUGAAUCAUCAUGAUAUAACCAUCUCAUCAAAAGUUUUAAUUGCAGAUUUAAGAAAUAGUGAACAAGGUAGGGGUGUUAUAGCGUUGGAUGAUAUAAAUAAAGGAGAAGUUUUGUUUUCAAUACCUAGAGAUUCUAUUUUGAAUGUCGGUAAUUGUUCUCUUAUCGAAGAUUAUCCUGAUAUUAAACAGAAAUUAGUUCAUUUAACCCAUUGGGAAUCUUUGAUAAUAGUAUUACUUUAUGAAGUCUUAGUUAAGGGUGAGAAUAGUAAGUGGAAUGAUUAUUUAGAUGUUUUGCCUGUGAAAUCAGCUCAAUUCAAUGCCAAACAACACGAAGAAACUUUCAAUCAAUUGAUGUAUUGGAAUAGUGAUGAGUUACAUUUACUUGAACCAUCCUUGAUUUUAGAAAGAGUGGGGAAAGAUUUAGCGGUUUCUAUUUAUAAUAAAUUAUAUCCUGGUAUCAUAAUUGAAGAGUUGGGGAUCAAGGAAUUAGAAGGAAAAGUGACCUUAGAUAUGUAUUUAGCCAUUGCAUCUACUAUUAUGUCUUAUUCAUUCGAUGUGGAAAUACUGGAUUUCGAUGAGCAAGAAGAAAAUGAAGAAGAGGAAGAGGUGGAAGAUGAGGAAGAAGAAGAAUUAGAGGAGGAAGAAGAUGAUGAAGAGAAAGAAGAAGGAGAGGACAAUGAAAGCAAAACUCAAAGUGGUAUGGAACCAAGAAGUAUAUUAAUGGAUGGAUAUUAUAAAUCGAUGGUACCUUUAGCAGAUACACUUAACGCCGACACCAAUCUUCAUAAUGCUUCCUUGACCUAUGUUGACAAUGAACUUGUCAUGAAAAGUUUGAAAGCUAUAAAGAAGGGAGAUCAAAUCUAUAAUACUUAUUCCGAUCAUCCAAAUAGUGAAAUCUUAAGAAGAUACGGAUAUGUUGAAACUCAAGGUUCUAAAUAUGACUUUGGUGAAAUUCCCUUAAAUUUAAUCACCAAACAUUUCGAAGAUACAACGGGCCUUACUGAGGAAUCUAUUAAAGAUUUACUUCAUUUUGUGAAUCAAAUCAUCAUGGAAGAACAUGAAGAUGAUGAAAAUCUUGUUGAUAUCGUAUUGGAUUCUUAUGAUUGUUUUAAAUCGGGUGACGUUAUAUUAGAAUUAAUAUUUUUGAUUCAAAUCUUAACUAUAAUAGCAGCAGUUGAUAAAACUGAAUCGAUUAUGACUUUGGAAGAAGCACCUAAAUAUCAAUUAAUCAAUAGAAUAUCUAAAAAAUGUUAUCAAUUAAUUGAAUCCAAGAAACUUACUAAUCAGUUUCUUGAAAAUUAUAAGGCUAUUUUGAAUAGUAGGUUAAAUCAAUAUCCUAAACUUGCUUCUCAACCAUAUGAACCAAAAAUCCCAUUCACAAGAUCAAAGAUGGCUGAAGUAGUACUUAAAUCAGAAUAUCAAUCCUUAAAGAACUGUUUAGAUAUUGAUAAAACAUUCAAGAAGAAUGAAGAUUUAGGACCAUUCAAAUUCAUCGAUGAUGAGAAAUUAAUUCGUAAUAUUAUUAAGAAGAGAGCUCAAGAAGAUUCUUCAGGAGAAGAAACUUCAUCCAUUAAAAAAUCAAAAACUACUUAAACGUUUACUACACUUUGUACAUAUAAUACAAACUAUUCAAUCUAGAUAUGUAUCAUAUAUUUUAUUGUAAUUAAUAUAUAAACAUAAAAUAAAACGUAAAUAAAACCUG
This is a messenger RNA of Scheffersomyces coipomensis, 2066 nucleotides long. It is a transcript of the gene RMS1, whose product is annotated as ribosomal lysine N-methyltransferase. Bases 323 to 1957 code for a protein of 544 amino acids. The transcript has a single exon. Gene Ontology annotation, cellular component: nucleus. The record is from RefSeq and is a predicted model, not a curated record. Gene Ontology annotation, biological process: peptidyl-lysine monomethylation. Lineage: Eukaryota; Fungi; Ascomycota; Pichiomycetes; Serinales; Debaryomycetaceae. Gene Ontology annotation, molecular function: protein binding; protein-lysine N-methyltransferase activity.